Molecule: messenger RNA, 2623 nt
Organism: Phaedon cochleariae (mustard beetle)
Lineage: Eukaryota; Metazoa; Arthropoda; Insecta; Coleoptera; Chrysomelidae
Source: the annotation of a GenBank genome assembly
AUGGAAUCAGAAAACGGAGCUGAUGAAGCUGGAAAUGGUCGGAAUAAUCACGAAGAGAAAUUUCACGAUGCAGAGGACGGUUUGUGUCGUGGGAAUGGAAAUCCAGAUGAAGGGGAUGCUAGAGGCAAACCAGGACAGGGUUCUGGAGAUAUAAUUGCACGUAUGCCAGUUCCUAAAUAUGCUACCCACUACAAAAUGGAUCACAAAAAAAGAGGUCUUGCAUACAUUUUCAAUCACGAAUUUUUUCAAUGUGGUGGUUUGAAAGCAAGAUCGGGUACAAACGAAGAUUGUAAAAAUUUGAAAGCGUGUCUAUUGUUCCUAGGAUUUGAUGUAUUAGAAUUCAAAGAUUUGAACUAUACUGAUAUUGAGUACCAGAUAAGAGAAGUUGCCAGAAUGGAUCACACUCACCAUGACUGUCUUCUAAUAGCUGUUCUAUCUCAUGGUGAGAUGGGUAUCAUUUAUGCCAAGGACACUCCAUACAAACCUGAUUACCUCUGGUCAUCUUUUACUGCUGAUAGAUGCCCCACACUUGCAGGAAAACCAAAACUGUUCUUUCUGCAGGCCUGCCAAGGGGACAAGCUUGAUGGAGGCAUUAAUCUAUCAAAAACUGAGACUGAUGGGGAAUGCUAUAAUACUUACAGGAUUCCAGUGCAAGCAGAUUUUCUCAUUGUAUAUUCAACAGUAAAAGGUUACUACUCUUGGCGCAACACCACCAAGGGAUCCUGGUUCAUCCAAUCUCUUUGUGAAGAAUUGAAGCAAAAGGCUCUUCACUAUGAUCUCAUGACCAUUCUCACUUUUGUGUCUCAAAGGGUGGCUCUGGAUUUUGAGAGCAAUGUGCCUGAUUCUAUAACCAUGCACAGGCAAAAGCAGAUACCCUGUUUGAUGAGUAUGCUCACCAGACUCAUUCAAUUCACACCUCCAAAAUAGUUAUGGUGAUCAGGUUCUGGAAUUGGCCUAUUUAGAGUUAUCAAUUCAAUUGAGAAUCUGUGGGUUUUUAGAUCAGUUUUAGAUUCUUAAUUUAAUUGUUAAUUCUCACUUUUAUGGGGUGAAAGGUUAGGGGAAAUCUUGUGCUCUCUGCAUGAAUCAAGCUAAAGAAAAUGUGAAGUAUAGAGAAAGGUUUUGAGGUACCAAUGCUUGCUUGAAAAGUGAGUUUAAUGUGUGUAUAAUUUCAUAUAUAAUAUUGUUCACCCUUUAUAAAGACAAUUGGUGAUGUUGUCAUGAACUGUAAUAGAAAUUUGAUAUACAAUUAAAGAAAGUCAAUGAAAACUAUUAAUGUUACUCUGAAAUAUAAAAAAUAUGAUUUAUUCUAUCAAACUACUAUACUAGCUGUAUCAAGUGGGAACCAGCCCCAUAUUCUGUAGACAAAUUCCUUCAUGAUCCGGCUCGAAGGACCAUGAUACGUCAGAGGACCUGAUAUUUCAUGACAACAUCACCAAUUGUCUUUAUAAAGGGUGAACAAUAUUAUAUAUGAAAUUAUACAAUGUGUCUACAUUGUAUUAGUUUAAUGUGUUUUAAUUGAUUAUAUUAGCUCAAGCUUAGACUAUUAAUUUAUGGAUUUUUCUAUGUGCUGUCUGUAUAAAUCAGUUCUUAAUAUUUUAAUACAUUUUUUUUCAUUUGGUAUUUAUUUAAAAUGUUACUAUCGAAGCCCUGUGCUUUCUAUGGUCUCUAGUUUAUUUGUCAAGUUCAAGUUGUCUAAUAAGUUUAAAAUUGAUAAUUUCCUAGACAUUGAUAAAAUAAUUGCAACUGUUAAUAUGUUAAUUUAAGAUAUUAAAUGAAACGUCCUAUUAAUAUUGAUUAUUAUAUAAUAUAUGAAGUACAAUAGGAACAACACAUAUUUCUGGGUUGCACAUGGUGAGUAUUGUAUGAAUAACAUUUGGGUAUCUUGAUAUUUUUGGAAAUGCUUUUUUCAUUGUACUUAAGUAGACUUAAAUUUUUGAAUGAUGUUUAAACAAUUCACUGCCUAUUAUCAGUGAGAAUAUCAUAUUUUGAAGCCCUUUUUACAUUGCAAUGACAAAAAUGUUCACAUUCCAACUAAUAAAUGAAUAAAGGGUUGCAUAAAAAUACUUCUGGGAUGAAUGAAAAUUAUUAGCUAUGAUUUUGAUUGUGCCAUUGUCUUUCAGAAGGCAAAUUUUGCUAUGACAAUUUUUUGUAAGUGAUCCCAAGUAGCACAUAAUUUAUCCUGUUGUUAGAAUCCUAUUCCUUAGUGGUUAUAAAUAGGAACCCUAUAGCUUUUCUGGAUCUUCUGAAAUGUGAAUCUACAAGACCUUUUCAAUAUGAAGGAAAUGUAGAGGUGUCUCCUAUCUGUUUUUUUUACCACUUUAUUCCACUGAUUGUGUAUGCUUAUUUGGGAAAUUUUUGAAUAGGAUAAGAAAUUGUGAUAUUUUUGAUUGUAUUUAAUAACUAAAAUAUUCGCCACUAGUUGAUAAUAUCAUGUUCCCAGUCAAUUUCAUCAUUAUUCAAUUCAUUCUAUUGCAUCUUAUGGAAAUAUUUAAAUUUGUAAUAUUUUGUAGAACUUGUAUAUUUUACCCAUAUUUUUCACUAUACAAAGAAGAGGUAAAGAGUUUGAAAUAGUUUUUCAAGUUUAUAUCAAAAUAUAUAAUAAAAUAAAUAUUCUAUUGAAGCA